This is a messenger RNA of Pomacea canaliculata, 6891 nucleotides long. RefSeq names its product fasciculation and elongation protein zeta-2-like. The record is from RefSeq and is a predicted model, not a curated record. Gene Ontology annotation, cellular component: cytoplasm; axon. The coding region runs from base 158 to 1291 and encodes 377 amino acids. The transcript is spliced from 8 exons. Lineage: Eukaryota; Metazoa; Mollusca; Gastropoda; Architaenioglossa; Ampullariidae.
GUAUGUAGGGGAAUAGGCUGGAAAACUGGAGCGUGACUAAACACCACUGACCAUCUCGCCAAGUAGAAGAAAGUGUAGCGAAGCCGAGCAGACGAGCAAACAGGUGCUGUCGGGUCAAAGGUGACGGUUCAAGGUAAAGGCCAUAUGCUCAGGCAGUAUGAGAGUUCCGAAAAUGGCGGAGCUACAGUUCGAAGCUCCUCUGGCAUCGUUUGAGAAUGAAGAAUGGAAUGAGUAUAAUGACUUCCAAAGUGCCACAUUAGACAAUAUGGAUUCAAAUUCGGAUUCUACUGGUGAGCAAAAUGCGCAGCCCAACACGAACAAUUCUGUGGCUGAUUUUCGAGAGACGUGUUCGGGAUCGCUGGAGGAUCUUGUGAACUCCUUUGACGAGAAGAUAUCCAACUGUUUCUGUAAUUUCGAGGAACAAGUGGAGAAAAUCGCACCUGUUCAGAUAAGAUCCCAAGAGGAAAUAAUGAGUGACUGUCAAAUGUGGUGGACUAUAACUGGAAACUUUGGCAAUAUACUUCCCAUUGACUGGUCCAAGACCUAUGCCCGCCAGUUGCAGACCAAAGUACUCCAUCUUCAAGAGAGACCGGAGAAUGAUGAACCAGGACUUGAUCUCUCUGAUGAUGAGGAGCUGGCACAGGCCUUCGACAUGCAUUCUCUCAUAAUCUCCAGUCUGCACCAUGAGGAUGAGGACCGAGUGAAGACAGCUGAAGAAGUCAUCAGCGAGAUUGAAGAUAUGUUAAAAGAGCCUGCUCCUGAAGAUGAUGAAGAUGUAGUGGAAGUGACAGAAGAUGAGCAGUACAGACAGCUGAAGGCAAUGUUGGCCAAACUGCGUUUUUACACAGAAUCAGAGCUGAAGAAUAUGUCCUGUGCUCAAAUACAUGAAUUAUUGGCUGAGCAUGAGCGCACCAUCAAGGAGCUCUCCGAACUCUUGAUCACAGAAUUGGCAUUGCGAGAUGAACUGGAAUAUGACAAAGAGCUCAAGAACUCUUUUAUCUCUUUGCUUCUGUCCAUCCAGAAGAAACGCCGAGAAAGCAAUGCUGACCGCAAGAAAAAGCGGUCACGCACCAACCUAAAUCAGAUUGCAUCAGAUGCUACUAGUCCAACCAGUGAAACUGCUAGCUCUUUCCUCACAACUGUUAUACCAUACUAUCCUAACCAGGGUCCUCCAACCUCAGAACAACUACAGAUCUACAUUAAAAUUCUUGAAGCUAUUAACGAAGAUAGCCCCACCGUGCCAGCUUUGCUAACCGACUAUAUUCUGAAGGUUCUUUGCCCUACAACAUAGUGAUAAAAUGAAGAAAUGCUUCAUGGAUAUACAGGCAUGUGAUUGAGGAGAGAACAAAUGACGCAUGAUUGCCCAUGCCUGUUAUAGUAACAUUUGACUUGAUCUGUUUGUGAAAAGACUUGCCACCAGUCAACACUAUAUCACCAGGCACAUAUUAUGUGGGACAAAAUACACUGAGCAGAAAAUUUGCUAAUGACUCUAGAUACCAUGUACCACCAUUUCAUGCUUACCACAGCCACUUUCAAGUAUCAAAUGCUAAAAAAAAAACCCAAACUAUCACUGCCAUUACAAAGUCAUUAUCUGUGCUAAGACUUGUAGUGGAAUUUUGGCUUACUUUUGAUUAAAGAUACAAGGAUAACAUAGAUGAUGGCUGUGUAUACUCUUGUACUGUUUCAAUGCAAUAGAUGGUAGAGAAUGAGGAGGUAGGCUAUCCACAGUAUUUCUACCCAUUUAUUUAUUUUAUUUUCUCCAUUUACCUUUAUUUGCAUUUUUUCCAAAGCUGCUUUUUGUAGAUGAUAUAAUCCAAUCGUUUUGGCUCACAUUCCUUGUAUCCCAUCUGAGCCAAACCUGAAAGUAGCAAAUAUCUUGAUUUGUCACAGGGUCUUACUUCAGGGUUCCCUGAAAAAAAAAAAAAAUUCAACUUUAUGAAUUUUUAUAAUAAUGGUAUUAGUAGAUCAUGGACAAUUGCAUUUAUUCUAUAGUUUUUAUUAGUGAUACUUACUGUGUUGAGUUGCUGUUACAUUUGAUGAUGAUGUUAAAUUUCUUUCGAUAUCUGUGAUGCUUUACCUGCAAAAUGAGAUUUUCAAUUUAAAAAAUUUCUCCCCACUGCUUUAUAUUUGGCAAACAAUCAAUCACAGAUGUGCAUUGUGCAUUUGUCCCUUUUUAAGCAGUGCUAAUAAUCUAAAUAACUUACACAUUAAAAUAAUGUAAAUAUUUGUACAUAAAUGUAUUUUUAUUAUAUUUGCAUCUAUAUAAACAAAAACAGUCUAGAAAUUUCGUUUAACGACAGUAAAAUGAGUCUGUUUUCUUUUUAUAUAAAUCUGUUAACUUUAUGGUAUUCUCUUUCUCUUUUGCAUUUUUUUAAACCAUGAAACUUAAGAGUACAGACAUGUACAUGGUUUUAGAUUCACUGUUGUUCUAAUUCUAAUUUCUCCUAAACUCAUACUUGCUUCUGUGGGUGUAUAGAUGUCAACGUUUUGUAGCACAAAUCUACCUACAGCAUGCUAAAUGGUGAAGUGUGGGUUUUUUUUCCUAUCUUUCAUAGUGACCUCAUCCAAAAACUGCAUUUGAUAAACUUUUGUAAAUAGGUUGUGUGUAUGAAAUAUUGAUAGAAAAACGUUUAAUAGUCAGGAUAAGAAAUAUCAUCAAAUAAUUUUAUCUGAGAAGAUUAUAAAUGCAUGUGACAACUGAGCAAAAUAUCAAAGGUCUAAAAUAGUUGAUUGUUGUGCUCAGAAGCCUAGCAGUCAUUAAGAUAAUCGUCAAAUAACAAAAGUGAAAUCAGACUUGAUCGUUGGCUUUCUAGUAACAGCAAGACAAGAUUAUUACAUAUUUACCUCACUGUGUAAAGUCCUGCUUUGUAAAGAACAUAUAUAAACCAGUUACAAUAGGCUGUACCUUAUGAACAACCAGCAUCUCCGAUGUGUCCAUUUAAAAACAAUAAUUAUUAAGUCCGUUUGCUGUCAGUCAUUUUAUGAUGUAAUUAAUCACUGGUGUUGACACUUUGAGCAUUUCAUGACCAUGUAAUAAGUCACUGGUGUCGAUGCUUUCAACAGGUGACUGGCUUUUGCAAGAUGCUUAUUUACUGUUGCCAAUAAUAUGUAGUUUUUCCACUUGCUAAUUAUUAUGUGGUAUAGCUUUCAUCAUAUGAAUGUACAAAAUGUUGAUAAUAUAAAUGUCAGAAUAGAAAUGUCAUAAGCGGCUUGAAAAAUCACCGCUUGUUUUAACUGCACAUAGCGGUAAAGAGGUGUUUCCUCUGUUGUUUGGUUAGUGCACAACUUUCUUAGCAAUGAGAUAAUGAAAAGAUAAACUAAAAAAAAACAACAACAAAAACAAAUAGGAAAACAAUUUGUUGUGGUCAAAAAAGUAUGAAUGAGGUAUAGCUUAUUUUUGUGGUUGAUCCCAAUGUAAAUAUGGAUAUACCAGUGCAUUUGUGGAUGAUACGUUUGAGUAUGUUGUGGCUGCUACUUUGAAUUUCAUUCUAUGUUUAGAUGUUUUCACCAUGGCAGAUCAUUUAUGCAGCAUUCAUUUUGCGGUGUGCUAAACCUUGCGCAACUAAAAAGUGAAAAUUUCAAACUUAGUAUCUUUGAAGAUAACUUGAUUAUAGUUUGUUUAUAUUCUUUGCCAAGAAAAUCCAAUGGACAUUGUUCAUCAUGGUUUGAGGAGGUUGGGGUGGGGGCAACUUAAUGAUGUUGGGAGGGGAGAAAGAGUGAGAGAUACAUCAGAAGUCACAAAGAAAGACAAAACUGCAUGAAAAAUUAAAACUGGAUCUACAACUUUGUUAAAAACAAGUGUUUUAAUAGCCUGAAUAUUAGAAACCCAUCAAAGUAGAAUUAGGUUAAACUGAUUGCUCCAUUUAAAGGCAUUUUUGGAGGUUAAGCUUUUUUUCUGGUGCAGCAAUUAGUAUUGCACGAUGGAUGAUAGUUGCUAUAGUUUUGUUUCAUUUACAAGGCAGCAGAAAGACCCAUUUGCUUGGGCUAACACAAGUUUUGAUCACUUUACUAAUUAAAGCACUGUUGUUUGUUUGACUGAUUGUGAUGCUUUGUGAAGUCCCAUUUUUCAAGCCUUUUCUCUGAAUUCUUCUUUGAUGGUAGGCAGUCACAGUUAUACACAACUCAGUCCACAGAAAUGGGGUUUUUCCCCUAAAAUAUUUCACUCUUCACCACCACCAUCACUUGCAAGACUAGGGUCCCAGUGCUCAAUCCAGUUAGCUGGAUGCCAAUGCAGCUGUUGAUCAAGCCCCAGCUAAACUGCUAAUGUUUUAUAAAGAUUUUAUCAGACUCCAAGGCAUUAAUAUUCAGCUGGGGUGAUGGUAUUCUUAGCACUAGAACACACUGAAGUUAAUGGUUUUUGAUUGUAUGAUCAUCUCAGCAUACACUUUAUACAGUACAGAUGACCACGAUAACAGAUUGUUGCAAAGAAUUCAGUAUUCUUCACUGAAAAAGAUUCUAAAAAUAACAUUUAAAAUGACAAACAUUGUGAUAUUUGUUCACAAAUUUAUCAGAAUUGACAAAAUGCUUGAUUGAAAUCAUGGUAAAGUUACAAGUUGUCAUCAGUUUUAACACUUCUCAUCUUUAAUGCAACCUAUUAUUAUUUAAUCAAGAUUUUCUUAGUUUUCAAUAUAAACUAAGAUUAUUAUUCCGAUAACUGUGCAAACUUCUGAGCACAGCGUUAAAGCUUCCUGUAAAGUUGCUUUGAGUGUGGUAUGAUCUCUUGUUACAAAGUUCACCCCUAAAAGUGUUACAGGAAAUUACAUUGUGUCCCAUGCCAUGCUGUUUGUUCACUGAUUUUGCUUUUGUUAGAUUUUGCAUCCAUGAAGCUGGAUGAUAAGCAUUAGCAAUACAGACAUAUGAGGAAGAUCUUUGUUUUUGCUUCUAAUGCUGUACUAUUACCUCAGCGACUUCUUUACUGUGUACUCAUUUAACUGUGAAAUAUAGAUAGUAUGGUAUGAAUUGAUUCACUUUUUUACGUGAAAUUGUAAAAUAUUCGGAACUUUAUUGUGUACUUUGGUAAAGGGUCAACAACUAUGGAGAGAAGCUUCUGAUGAGUCACAGGAUAAAACUUUGCUAAUGCCAGUAAUUCCUUCAUUACUACACAUACCUUCCUUCUCACGGAAAAGUCGCUUUGAAUACACCACUAGUUUUGUGACACCAGUGUAAAAUAGUUUUCCCUGCUUGCUUAAGCCAUAGUUAUUAUCAUAUCUGUGGGCAUAUGAUCCUUGCUGUUAUUCAGGCAUUUCUUGGUCUGGUAAAUUUCCUGACAUUAUGUAAAGUUACGUUUUCUUUCUUCAGCUGUUAAGAGCUCCAAUUUGAAAGAUUUAGGUGCUGAAGCGAAGGCCUACUGUUGAAAUCAGUUGUGCACUGCUGAAUUGCAUACUACUUACUGUUGGUACAGAAAACAUGUAUAUCAUUUCAUUCACUGAAAUCUCUGGAACAUUAUGAUUAUUCUUUCCCACAUUUCAUUAUGAAAGCUUGUUUGUGGACUUUAGCAGAAAGACAAGUUGUGUUACGUAUUUCACACAUUAUCUCAAGGAGUGGGAACUUCACAGCACAGCUUUAAUUGCUUUUUUUUUUAAUUUACAUUAGUCAUCUCUGAAAUUUGUACUGUUUGACAUCAGCUGAACUUCAUUUCUCAUAUUUUUGUGCUACUACUGGAAUUAUGCAGCAUAUCACUACUUAGCUAAUACUCUUUUCGCUUGUCCUUGACUUCCUCAGCUUGAAUACAUUUGUACUUCAUGAAUGGUGUGAUGACAAAUGGCAAGUGACAGUCAUCUUUUUCCUGAUUCACUGAUGGUUGGCAACUUGGUCUUCAAUCCUUGAGUUAUGGACUUCAAGAUAUAAAAUCUGAUCAACAGGGUCUCAUCUACGAAGCUAGCAUCUGUAAUUCUAUUUUCAUCUCUUUUAACUAUAUACUCAUUAACAGAAAAAAGGAAAAGCUAAUCUUUAACUGAUUUACAAUGUAAUGCACAAUCUUGUUCGCAUUUCUGAUGAUUAUUAAAAAAAGAGAACUCUGAUUGCUGGCAAUUAAAGGUUUUACAGCAGAUUUAGUCUAAUGAAGUUAACAUGACCCUUUGCCAUUGCAAGUCUCAUGACCUACAAUUAACUUUUCAGUUUCGCAUGCCUGUAUUUAUUUAUAUUAUGUAUCUGCAUUAUAUACAGAAGAAUUAGGUUUGAAGGGAGCGAGCUUAUAUACAUAUUUCUGUAGUGGUGACAUCAGCGUGCUUUUAUGGUUUUCAGACAAAUGUUUCCUUCUGCAGUAGCCGACUUCUUUGUGAGCUAGUAGUGACAUUACAGCUUUAUUCUGCCAUGAAUGAAUAGUACACGUUAACCUUAAAAAUGUUCAGAUUAUGGUAGUUGAUGUUGGUACUUUGCAGGCCCAAUAUGCUAAAUAUUUACAUUGCUCUUCAUGUGAUUUUAGGCAGAAUGGUGGCACAUUUUGUUUCUUGCCAUUGUAAGCAGGAUCACCUUUCAUUGGAUGCUACCUACAGCCCAGUGAUAAUUUGAAGAAUGUUUAUGUUUUCAUUCUUCAAAUACCCAUGAUUUGUACAAUUUGUUGCAUAUUUUCAUGGUUUUAUAAAUGUUACAACAUACUUGUACAUAAGAUGUGCUUUCAGUAGUUGUGACAAGUGAACAUGAGAAAUGUGCAAAAUUUUUUUGUUGUACAUGGUAGUGUAUACAAAGUUGCUGCAUUCAUGCAAGAGCAUAGUCCUAAGCAUGUGUGUAUUCCUUGGCCUUUUUGAUUCAGAACAAAAGAAAUGAGUGUCUCAAGCAAAUCUUGCAAGUUUACACUUGAAAUAUUUUUCAGAUUUUCACUGUUGUGCUGAGCAUAUGAUGGUGGCUAUAGAUUAUGCUUUGGUGUUGUACAAUAAAGUCAUUUUUCAAGAA